GGAUACACAGUUUGGGGCUCGCUACGAACUCCUAGAACAGAGUUACAGAGGCCACUCGUUCACACACACACACACAGAGAGACACUCACGUACACAACUGCUUCAGGACUUGCUGACAACAACCCAAGGGAUAAUUAUCAAUGUUUCAUGCUCGAAAAUGCUGAUAUUGCACAUCGCAUCACUUUUGACCCUCGGGUGGCGCUCCUUUGCCCAGCUCCCGGAGUUUGGGGAUGUGUGCACUGAGGGGAGCUGCUACCCCGCCACCGGGGACCUUCUGAUCGGCCGUGCGCACAAGCUCACGGCCUCCUCCACCUGCGGCAUUGAGAAGCCUGAGCGCUUUUGCAUCGUUGGUCACUUGGAGGAGGAGAAGAAGUGUUUUGUGUGUGACUCCAGGGAGAAGUAUGAUGAGAGGAUGAACCACACCACCAGCCACAGCAUCGAAAACUUGGUCACCACCUUCGCCCCCAACCGCCUCAAGACCUGGUGGCAGUCUGAGAAUGGGGUGGAGAAUGUGACCAUUCAACUGAACCUGGAAGCUGAGUUCCACUUCACACAUCUCAUCAUGACUUUUAAGACGUUCCGUCCAGCUACCAUGGUGAUCGAGCGUUCCAUGGAUUUUGGGGAGAAGUGGCAGGUGUACCGUUACUAUAGCUAUAACUGUGAGUCCGCCUUCCCUGGGAUAUCCGUGGGACCCAUGGUCAAAGUGGACGACAUCAUCUGUGACUCUCGCUACUCUGACAUAGAGCCAUCCGCAGAGGGAGAGGUGAUAUUCAGGGUGCUGGACCCGGCGUUUGAGAUUGAAGACCCUUACAGUCCCAGGAUACAGAACAUGCUGAAGAUCACUAACCUGCGUGUCCAGUUCACUAAGCUCCACACACUGGGUGACAACCUGCUGGACUCCAGAGACGAGGUCACAGAGAAAUACUACUAUGCCCUCUUCGACAUGGUCGUCCGCGGCAACUGCUUCUGCUACGGACAUGCCUCCAAAUGCGCCCCUGUUGAUGGGAUACACGUAGGCACAGAGGGCAUGGUCCAUGGUCACUGUAUGUGUAACCACAACACAGAGGGUCUGAACUGUGAGCACUGUAAGGACUUCUACAACGACCUGCCCUGGAGGCCUGCAGAGGGACGCAACACCAAUGCCUGCAAGAUGUGCGAGUGUAACCACCACUCCAGGUCAUGUCACUUUGACAUGGCUGUGUAUCUGUCUACGGGGAACGUGAGUGGAGGAGUGUGUGAUGAGUGUGAACACAACACCAUGGGGCGUCAGUGUGAGCAGUGCAGACCCUUCUACUACCAGCACCCCGAAAGACACCUGAGAGACCCCAACAUCUGUGAACCGUGUAGCUGUGACCCGACGGGCUCCCUGCAGGGUGGUGUGUGUGACGGCAGGACAGACGUGUCCGCUGGUCUGAUAGCAGGGCAGUGUCGCUGUAAGACCAGUGUGGAGGGAGAGCGCUGCGACCACUGUAGACAGGGACACUACGGCCUGGGACAGGGACCAAACGGCUGCCUGCAGUGUACCUGUAAUCCCCUGGGCACACUGCCUGGAGGAAGCCCAUGUGACAUGGACACAGGAAACUGCUUCUGCAAACGCCUUGUCACCGGCAGGAACUGCGACCGGUGUCUGCCGCAACACUGGGGCCUGAGUAAUGACAUGGACGGCUGCAGACCAUGUGACUGCGACCAGGGCGGAGCCGUCAACAAUGAUUGUUCUCCGAUAUCAGGCCAGUGUCAGUGUCGAGAACACAUGUAUGGGAGGCGUUGUGACCAGGUGGAGUCAGGAUACUACUUCUUCGCCUUGGACCACUACACCUACGAGGCUGAGGAAGCCAAGCACGGCCCUGGUGUGACGGUGGUUCCCAGGCCCUAUCCUCUGAACCGUAGUCCUACCUGGACAGGGGCAGGGUUUGUCAAGGUACCUGAGGGAGCCCACCUGGAGUUCCACAUCAACAACUUACCCGACUCCAUGGACUACGACAUGCUGAUUCGCUACGAACCACAGUUGCCUGAUCAGUGGGAGCAGGUGGAGAUCAGAGUGAUACGUCCGUACUCAAUGAGAGUGGGGCAGCCAGCCAGUCCAUGUGAAAACACGCUUCAAGGAGGAGAUCAGCAGUUGGUGUCUCUUCUUCCAGGAUCCAGACAUGUGCUGCUCCCGAGGCCUGUGUGUCUGGAGGAGGGGCGGAACUACACUGUGCGUCUCAGUCUGCCUCUUUACUCCUCACUCAGUGACGUCCAAAGCCCCUACACGCUCAUCGACUCCUUGGUGUUGAUUCCGCGGGUGCGUAAGCUGCUGUUGUUUGAGGGUUCUCAGGGCGUGGAGGCGUGGGAUACGUUCCAGAGGUACCGCUGUCUGGAGAGCAGCCAAAGCGUCAUCAAGAGCCCCAUGACGGACAUCUGCAACAACUACAUCUUCAGUGUGUCUGCCCUGCUACAUCAGGGGGCUAUGGCGUGCCAGUGUGACUCCCAGGGCUCUUUUAGUGCAGUGUGCGACCCCAGCGGCGGGCAGUGCCAGUGUCGGCCCAAUGUGGCAGGCAGGAACUGUGACCGCUGUGCUCCCGCCACCUUCCUGUUCAGCCCCUUAGGAUGCAGACGCUGUGAGUGUAGUCCUCCGGGCUCUGUGAACGCUUUCUGCCACGAGGCCACAGGUCAGUGCGAGUGUGUUCCAGGGGCGUCAGGGCGUCAGUGUGCCCACUGCCUGCCAGGCUACUGGGGCUUCCCUCAAUGCCAGCCCUGUCAGUGCAACGGCAACAGCGACUACUGCCACCCUCAGACCGGGGAGUGCCAGGGCUGCCGCGCUUUCACCACCGGGCACAUGUGUGAAAGGUGUCUGGAUGGUUACCAUGGUGACCCAGUGUUGGGUUUGGGGGGUCACUGCCGCCCCUGCAUGUGUCCCGACGGGCCGGGGAGCGGGCGCCAGUACGCAGACAGCUGCUACCAGACCGCCGACAACUACCAGCUGGUCUGUGCCUGCAGCCCUGGAUACAGAGGAGCCAGGUGUGACGAGUGUGCCCCAGGUCACUAUGGUAACCCCCAGGUGCCCAGCGGGCGCUGUCUGCCCUGCCAGUGUAACGACAACAUCGACCAGCUGGACCCGGGGUCCUGCGACGCUCGCACAGGCGUCUGCCUCAAAUGCCUGCACCAUACCAAGGGCUAUGGCUGCCAGCGCUGCAAGCUGGGUUACUACGGCAACGCCGCCAGCCAGAGCUGCAGGAGGUGUAUGUGUUAUUCAGUGGGCACAAUGUCGGAGGCGUGUCCGUCUCCGGGGGAGUGUCACUGUGACCUGCAGACUGGCCAGUGUCCCUGCCGGCCUAACGUGAUUGGCCAGAACUGCGACCGCUGUGCCCUUGAUACGUUCAACAUUGGAAGCGGAAAGGGCUGCCAGACCUGUGACUGUGACCCAACCCACUCCUUUGGGACGUCGUGCAAUGAGCUGUCAGGGCAGUGCUCGUGCAGGUCAGGUUUUGGGGGAAGAAAAUGCAACGAGUGCCGAGAUAAGUUCUGGGGAGACCCUGAGGUCAAAUGUCAAGCGUGUGACUGUGACCUGCGUGGCAUCGCCAGCGAGCAGUGCCACCGUUCGUCCGGCCAGUGUGUGUGUGUGGAGGGUGUGUCUGGGCCCAGGUGUAACCAGUGUGCCAGAGGGUACCAUGGGACGUUCCCCGCCUGCGAACGAUGCCACCAGUGCUUUGCCGAGUGGGACCGCGUGGUAGGGGAACUGUCCAAUCAGACUCAGCGUUUGAAGGAUCAUGUGACAGAGCUCCAGACCAGUGGGGUGACGACGCCGUACAAAGACACCAUUAGCAGUCUGGAGUUUAGUGCAAAUGCUAUCAGUGCUAUAGUAGAGAACAACCCUGCUAUACAGAAGAUGGAAGAUGUACAACAGAUGAUGCAGCAGGCCACUGAGCUGGUGGCAGACCUGAACGAGAGGCUGAACGUCUCAGAGGAUUCCCUGUCCCGUCUCGUUGUCAAUGCCAACGACACCGAGGCCAGUCUGGACGCACUGAGAAAGCAGGCCCAAGAGCUAGAGAGAACAGUCACAGACAUUCGAGACCACAUAAAGACUGUGAAGAACUCUAACAUAGAGGGAGCGAUGGACACCAUCACCAAGGCCCACUUGGAAUCUAAGAGGGCGGAGAUCCGUGCCAAUCAGACCACCAGUUACCCCGACAACACUUUGGAACAGUCGGCUACACUACGGCGUGAAGCGGAGGCCAGACUGAGCCAGAACCAGGCGGAGUUUGACCUGAGACAACAGAAACACACAGAGAGACUGGAGAGGCUCGCCACAGAGCUCAACACUCUUGACCUAUUAGAGCUCAGCAAGCAGACAUGUGGAGCAGCUGGGGGGGAGGAGGGGUGUUCUGCGUCCCCCUGUGGAGGGGUGGGGUGUGUGUCGGAGGACGGCAACCUUCGCUGUGGUGGGGAGGGGUGUGAGGGUUUGGUCACACAGACACAAAGCACUCUGAAAACAGCCAAGGACUUCGACCAGGAAAUCCUCUCCACCCUGCAGGAAGUGGACAAGCUCUCUAGGAUGGUGUGGGAGGUGAAGGUGCGUGCGGGCGAGGCCAAGUUGAAUGCUCAAGAGGUGCUGCUGAAGUCCAACCAGAGCAGAGAUAGAGUGGAACAGAGCAACGAGCAGCUCCGCAGCCUCAUCAAGGAGAUACGAGGCCUACUCACUAACGACCGUGCCAAAGUGGAGGUUAUUGAAGCGGUUUCAAAUGAGGUGUUGGCCCUGGAGAUGCCCACAUCGCCCGAGCAGCUGGAGGCCCUGACCAAGGAGAUCAGAGACAGGGUGGGAACCCUCACCAGCGUGGAGGACAUCCUCAGUCAGAGUGCCAACGACAUACACACUGCAGAGAGGCUGCUGGAGCAGGCCCGCACCGCCAGUCAGGAGGUGUCUGAGAUGAAGGAGACAGCUGCCCUGGUGAAGGAAGCUCUGGAAACGACUGAGCGUGCUCAGAAUGCUGCCAUCGAUGCCGUCAAACAGGCCCACAACAACACCAGGGGAACACUUGACCUCAUCACAUCUGUAGAGUCGGAGACGGCGGAGUCGGAGCUGUGUCUGAGUAACGCCACACUGCGUCUGCUGCAGCUGGAGAGAGACGUGACUCUGCUGAGAGAGAGCAGCCUGGGCACCAGCCACCACACACAGCACACUGAGAGACUGUCUGAGACCGCUAGGCAGGACGCAGAGCAGGCCCUGCAGGAGUUUGACUUGGAGGUGAAGGGUAAAUACAGUGUUGUGGAGGGCUUGGUGGUGACGAAGGCAGAGGGCGUGUCUGACGCCAGGAAGAGGGCGGAGCUACUGCAGCAGGAGGCCAAGGAGUUGCUCACCCAGUCCAGUGUAAAACUACAGAGAUUCAGAGAGUUGGAGAGGUCGUAUGCGGCCAACCAGCGUACUCUGGAGGCCAAGACAGUUCAGCUGGCCGGGCUGGAGAAAACGGCACGCCAGCUGCUCAAUGACAUCAGCCAGAAAGUAAUGGUCUACAGCACCUGUUCUUAGGGUAACCAUGCCAACAGCAUCCCUGGCAAUGCCUGCCCGGAUGUCAUACCAGAGAUUAUGACGAUGUCUUCUUUAGUGCCAAAAAGAUAAUAUGACAAUCACUCAGGAGAGUCCAAAGACCAAAAGCAGUAUUUUACCACUAAGAACCAAGUAUUCCAUAAAAAAAAACGGUUUCUGUAUGAAACGGGUCUCUAAGCCAUAUAAGCUAUUAUCACAAGUAAUACAUGUUUUUACCAUAAGAGUGCACAUAGAUUUCAUGAUUUUAGAUUCUAUGGAAAUAUUUUUUAUAAUCGUGUCUGUAAAGAUAUUCAAAUGUGUCUGGACCGAAGCAUACGAGAGCCUAUUCAAUUGUAUGAUACAAUUUGUACCCAUCAACCUAUUGCUGUAAUUUAACUUUUUAAUAUAAAGUAAUAACUGCAUCUUAAUUUGUUUUGCAAAAAAUGCCUAGUCAACAUUGCCUAGUUCACCUCUACCUAAAAUGAGAUACUUUUGAAAUGUACAGUAUUUGGUGUUUGCUUUCCCCUAGUGGCAAUCUGAAAAAAAUGUACCCUCUUUCUGCUGCAUUUUCAUAAUCUCUAGGGAGUAGCAAGCACAUACACAAUUUCAGUUUAGUUUUCCGUUAUGGAGUCCAAUUCAAUUACAGGCAAAUGUACUUCCAACAUGUUUAACUGUAAUAACAUGCUAUCCACUCUGCCAACUGAAACAACCUUACUCAUUCACUGUCAUUGUAGGCUUAACUAGACAAUCCAUUUCCUACAUUUGAAAAUAUAGCCUACCUUCUAAUCAAUUUGGGCAGUUAGAGUUCUGCUUGUCUUUCUCCUGCCUUUUCUCUUACACCCUCAGUGUCUCUGCCCCCCCCCCCCCCCCCCCUCUCUCUCUGUCUCUCUCUCUCUCUCGCAUUAUUGAUGCAAGGUGAUUUGUAGAUCAGUGAUUCUGAACAGUUCUUUCCUCAGGCUGAUCCUGUUGAGCAUGCAUAAUGAACAUCUCUCUCAUCCCCCCAUGAAUCCCUCCUUCCUCUCCAGAGGGUUUCCUCCUCUGUGACCAUCACACUGUGUCCCCACCCAGUGACUCAGACUUGCUCUGAGCAAAUGAGAUACAAAUGGCACCAGCAGUGUUCCGCCUGGACCUCUUCAUCAAAUGAGAUUUGGCAGGAAGCAAUCAAUAUGGCGGCCUUCCCUCCCUCUGAAAUUAGCUCUUUCCAUUUAGUGCUGCAAAUCAGUCAGGCAUCACUGUUUUCCCUUACAUAUUAACCCCACUCCAGCAUAUCUGUGAGAUAAAUUGCUUUCGAAAGUGGUUCAGCCAGUCCCUUCCCCUGUGUACAGUAUUUAUGGUACAGUGGUUUGACUGCAUGAUGUGAAUGCUUGUACAAUUAUAUCAUUUUUAAUACAUCACAAAAGUCAUACUGCAGUGCAAUGCUUCAUUCUAGACACAUAUUUUUUCAUCAGCUGGCAUGGAUGACUCUCCAAAAACCUUAUACCAUGCCUAACCUCAUCAUCCAUUUGCAGAACAGCUAAAUAGAGCUAUCCUGUAAAAAAAACACAGCUGUGCCUUGCAGGCUGGUCAGCCCAUCCAUCGUACGACAGUAAACAGCCAUUGACCUUAACCGGCCCUAACAUCACCUUCCUGUUUGGACCAUUUGAUUAGCAGCCACUUGGCCUUGAGACGGCUACAGCUGCCGGGCGGAUAGGAGAAUGAUGUGGUUCCCAUGUAGCUGGUCACGGGGCACUUCUCAAUAUCAGCAUGUGUCUGCAAGUGUGGUAGAGCGUGGUUUUCCUGAAUUGAUGAGAUAUUAAUUAAAUAUGACUCCUUCCUCUCUCUCCUUGGCCCAUUCCCACUGGGGUCUGAGAUGUGUUUACCUUACUUUGUGCCGAGUCAUUGUACUGCCGAUGACGCCGCUCUGAUCUCUCUGAUACACUUACAGCAGGAAGAUGGUGAGGAAGCAUUUUAGAGCAGCCGCCAGACCACAGAAGGGCUGCAGAGAGGAGAGAGAGAGGGGGAGAGAGAGAGGUAGGGAGAGCAAGUUAGAGGGAGAAAGGGAGAGAGAGAAUCAAUCAAUCAGAAAAACAUUUGAUUUAAUUAGCACUUUUGAAGAAAAAAAAACGUUUGUCACAAAGUUCUUCCCAGUAACCAAGUCUGCUCCAAAGACAAGGCAGGUUGUUGCAGAGGAAAGUUGGAGAGGGCUUGGAAGUCAGUCAGGUCACUGUUUCCUUUAUGAUUAAGGUCUAUGGCAUGGACGACACUUUCCUAUGAGGAUCCGCUGUCGUUUCUCAUGACAUAGGUAGGUGUCUGCUGAUUUAAAAUGUAAAUUAUUGGACACUGUGCAGAACACACAUAUUUUCUGCGCUAGCCAUCAUACACAAUUUGACUCAAUACUGGAAUGUACAAGGUGCUAAAACAUUCAACUAUCAAUUACUGGAUAUAGAGAGACUCCUAAAUAUCAUAUCCAAAUAAAAAAGCUAAACGCG
Oncorhynchus kisutch (coho salmon) is the source of this 7968-nucleotide messenger RNA. RefSeq names its product laminin subunit beta-1. The transcript is spliced from 33 exons. Gene Ontology annotation, molecular function: integrin binding; structural constituent of synapse-associated extracellular matrix. Gene Ontology annotation, cellular component: laminin trimer. Gene Ontology annotation, biological process: animal organ morphogenesis; substrate adhesion-dependent cell spreading; basement membrane assembly. The record is from RefSeq and is a predicted model, not a curated record. Bases 158 to 5503 code for a protein of 1781 amino acids. NCBI's taxonomy places the organism in Eukaryota, Metazoa, Chordata, Actinopteri, Salmoniformes, Salmonidae.